GCACACCUCCAGCGCGCACGGACUGGUCACUCUGCAAGGACAGGUCGAGGUGUGACUGGUGUGACUGGUGGGACUGGUGUGACUGGUGUGACUGGCGCUCGUAGUAGUGACAGUGCAUCUAACGCACAUUGCGGUGAAAGUACCCGAACACUGCGUUAUUCCCGCACACAGGGAACAAGGAGAUCAGGAGACCCAGCAGGCAUCAGAUCAGAAAAUGAGCCUUUGAACGCCAGCCUCAAACAUGUCCAACAAUCAGACAGAUCCUGCAAACUCAGUGGAGAGAGAGAAGAAAGACAUGAGAGUGAAUGAGAAAAAAUGCUCUUGGGCAUCCUAUAUGACCAAUUCACCAACACUUAUUGUGAUGAUCGGGCUACCGGCCAGGGGCAAAACUUACAUGUCAAAAAAACUCACACGUUAUCUUAACUGGAUUGGUGUCCCCACUAAAGUAUUUAAUUUGGGCGUUUAUCGUAGAGAGGCUGUUCGAGCUUAUAAGUCCUAUGAUUUCUUUCGCCAUGACAAUGAGGAAGCCAUGAGGAUACGAAAACAGUGUGCACUGAUAGCUUUACGGGAUGUGAAGGCUUACCUAACAGAAGAGGGGGGUCAGAUUGCAGUUUUUGAUGCAACAAACACAACAAGAGAACGCAGAGACCUGAUUCAAGCAUUCAUUAAAGAAAAUUCUUUCAAGGUGUUCUUUGUGGAGUCCGUGUGUGACGACCCGGAGGUUAUUGCUGCUAAUAUUUUGGAAGUGAAAGUGUCAAGUCCAGACUACCCUGAACGACACCGGGAACGAGUGAUGGAUGACUUUCUCAAAAGAAUUGAAUGUUAUGAAGUGACAUACCAGCCAUUAGAUCCAGAUGACUAUGACAAGGACCUGUCUUUUAUCAAAGUGAUGAAUGUUGGUCAGCGGUUCCUGGUGAACCGGGUGCAGGACUACAUCCAGAGUAAGAUUGUGUACUACCUCAUGAACAUCCGAGUGCACUCCCACUGCAUCUACCUAUGCAGGCACGGAGAGAGCUGCCACAACAUGGAGGGCAGGAUUGGAGGGGAUUCUGAACUGUCGCUGCGGGGAAAACAGUUUGCCCAUGCUUUGCGUGACUUCAUUGAAGAACAGAGGUUGACUGAUUUGAAGGUUUGGACGAGCCAGCUGAGGCGAACCAUACAAACAGCAGAGGAGUUGGGGGUGCCUUAUGAACAAUGGAAGAUACUUAAUGAAAUUGAUGCUGGUGUAUGUGAGGAAAUGACCUAUGAGAUGAUCCAGCAAACAUUCCCAGAGGAGUUUGCUUUGAGGGACCAGGACAAGUACCAUUAUCGCUACCCAGGCGGAGAGUCCUACCAAGAUCUGGUGCAGCGACUGGAGCCUGUCAUCAUGGAGCUGGAGAGACAGGGCAAUGUGUUGGUCAUCUGCCACCAAGCUGUGAUGCGUUGUCUGCUUGCAUACUUCCUGGAUAAAAGUGCAGAAGAUCUACCUUACAUGAAAUGCCCAUUGCAUACAGUUCUAAAGCUCACUCCUGUUGCCUAUGGUUGCAAAGUGGAAAUGUUUCACUUAAACGUGGAGGCGGUCAACACACACCGCGAUCGACCCCUUUGGUAUCUCACUUUCUACCAGGGUACUAUGCCGAGGGACUCUCUCAUUCAUCGAAGGAAUAGUUACACCCCCUUGUCCAGUUACAACCAGGUCAAGCGUCCCAGGCUCUACAGUGCAGGGAAUCAACCCUGGCUGCCCCUGGCUCCCACUCCUGCCGCCCUGAUGCCAGAGGGACGGCCAAGCCAAACUUGGAUUGGAAGCUCUUGUGUGAAUGCCUGUCUGAAGGAGCCGACACUGACAGCCCAGAAGAAGCUAGUGAAGGUGUCUGCUUCUGAUUGAAGAGGACUGAUGCCAUAGAAUGUUAUAAACUCCAUUUUAUUCAUUAAUGCACUAAACAGUAUUUAUCUGCUUCUGCACUAAAAAUAGGAACAAACUGAAAUCUUGUGAACACUAUUCUUUAUCACUUAUCAUUUUCUUGUUCUGAAUGUUAUGCAGUUUUUUGUGAAAAGUACUAUUUAUAGAGCCUGCAGUGACUCAAACCUUUUCUUAAAACAAUUAAAACCCCCAAAACAAAACAUGUUAAAUUAUAUUCUACUGCUUGUAUGCAUAAUUAUUUGGUCUAAAAUUAUACCUUGUAUUGUUUCACUGUCUUAUCAAAAUUUAAUCCUGUCCUUCAUGUACUUGCUAGUGGUUGUUCGCACAGGGUAGGGGGCUGCAUUUUCAAGGACUAGGGGACAGGUGAUAAGAGACAGCCAGAUGUGCCUUUGGGACUAAUUUGAUUAUAUGAACGUAUAUGCAUGUAAACAAGCUCUAAACUUAAAUUUGCACAAUGUAAUACCUAGUAUCAUACAAAAUGUGCUAUUAAAUAAAAUCACCAAA
Molecule: messenger RNA, 2404 nt
Organism: Periophthalmus magnuspinnatus
Lineage: Eukaryota; Metazoa; Chordata; Actinopteri; Gobiiformes; Gobiidae
Gene: pfkfb2b
Product: 6-phosphofructo-2-kinase/fructose-2,6-biphosphatase 2b
Exons: 17
Coding region: 242-1864 (540 amino acids)
Biological process (GO): fructose 2,6-bisphosphate metabolic process; fructose metabolic process
Cellular component (GO): cytosol
Molecular function (GO): 6-phosphofructo-2-kinase activity; fructose-2,6-bisphosphate 2-phosphatase activity; ATP binding
Source: RefSeq, a predicted model, not a curated record